UUGCUGUUGGAUGCCUUUCCAGGUGAUAGUUCUCUACUCUCAGUUUGGACACUCUAGUAGUAUGAGUGGUGAGCUUCCCAAGUGGUUCCCUGCUGUCACCUAUUUCGCUACUUACUUCGCCUAUUCUAACAGCGCUUUAAAUCCCAUCAUCUACGGUGGUUUUUGCACCAACUUUCGACAAGGAUUGUGUGCUGUGCUCCUAUGUAAGGGUUCGGAACCUUCACUGCGGAGACCGGUAGGAUCACAAAAGUCAAGGUCCACAGUGACGUCAGCAGUGGCACUUGGGUCAUUUCAUAGAAGGAGAUUUGCUGGCACGUCCAGACGAGGCCAAAUGAAGUUCUGUACCUCUACAGACAUGAAACUUCAAAACCUGACUAAUAAGGGAAACCCAGUACCCAGACACUCCAUUCGAAAGAAUAUAGAGGGUCAGGAAACAACAGUCGAAAUUUUACCAAAAAAUGCGAUAACUAGUAAAAUCGAUAUGUUAUAAGUACAGAGCA
This is a messenger RNA of Limulus polyphemus (Atlantic horseshoe crab), 500 nucleotides long. RefSeq lists its product as uncharacterized. The coding region runs from base 11 to 490 and encodes 159 amino acids. The record is from RefSeq and is a predicted model, not a curated record. NCBI's taxonomy places the organism in Eukaryota, Metazoa, Arthropoda, Merostomata, Xiphosura, Limulidae. The transcript has 3 exons. Gene Ontology annotation, cellular component: membrane.